Messenger RNA from Columba livia (rock pigeon), 1397 nucleotides. Its product is annotated as olfactory receptor 10A7-like. Gene Ontology annotation, biological process: G protein-coupled receptor signaling pathway. The coding region runs from base 1 to 1170 and encodes 389 amino acids. Gene Ontology annotation, molecular function: olfactory receptor activity; G protein-coupled receptor activity. The transcript has 2 exons. The record is from RefSeq and is a predicted model, not a curated record. NCBI's taxonomy places the organism in Eukaryota, Metazoa, Chordata, Aves, Columbiformes, Columbidae. Gene Ontology annotation, cellular component: membrane.
AUGCUGAAGAGCAGCUCCACGGAGAAGGAUCUGGGGGUUCUGUUUGACAGCAAGUUGCACAUGAGCCAACAGUGUGCCCUGGCAGCCAAGAGGUCCAACCGUACCCUGGGGUGCAUCCAGCACAGCAUGGCCAGCCAGCUACUAACCCUUUUGUUGUGUGUUUUGUUUUGCUUUUUCUCUUUUAGGACAGAACCUGUCGAGGAAAUGAAGCCAGGAAACCAAACCAUCGCUACUCACUUCUUCCUUUCGGGGUUUGCCUUCCAUGGCAAGAUGCAGCUCCUGUUUUUCAUGCUGAUUUCCAUCAUGUUCCUGGCCACGUUGAUAGGGAACUCUCUAAUUGUUGUGAUCACAACCGUUGACCCUGUCCUACACACGCCCAUGUACUACCUCCUAAAGAAUCUUGCCUUGACAGAAAUCUGCUACAGCCUCACCAUUGUCCCCAAGAUGCUUGCAAUUCUGCUGGUGGAGAGAAAAGUUAUUUCCUUCACAGCUUGCGCCUUGCAGCUCAACUGCGUUAUUCUUUUUGUCACCUGUGAGUGUUUCCUCUUAGGAGCAAUGGCUUAUGACCGGCAAGCGGCAAUAUGCCACCCAUUGCAUUAUGCCACCCUGAUGAACAGGGAUCGCUGCUUCAAGAUGGCCAUUGGGUCUUGGCUGUGUGGUGUCCCUGUGGCUCUGGGCUUCACCACAUGGUUAUUUACCCUGCCCUUCUGUGGGAGAAACACAGUUGAUCAUUUCUUUUGUGAUGUUUCUCCUUUGCUGAAGCUGGUGUGUGUAGACACAGCCUUCUUUGAACUACUGAUUUUUAUUGCUAUUGUCCUAAUAGUGAUGAUUCCCUUUUCUCUGAUAGCCAUCUCCUACCUUUGCAUUAUCCAUGCUGUUCUUCAGAUCCCCUUGGCUGUGGGCCAGAGGCGAGCCUUUUCCACCUGUGCAGCUCACCUGGUGGUUGUGACUCUUUUCUACAGCACAACUGGCAUCAUUCACCUGCGACCCAAGUCCAGCCUCUCAUCCAACAUGAAGAAAAUGGUGUCCCUGUCUUACACCGUGGUCACUCCCAUGCUCAACCCCAUCAUCUACAGCCUGAGGAACCAGGAAGUCAAGCAAAGCCUGAGGACAUGUGUUGACAAGUGGUUACUCGGGAAGCAGAUGACUGUUUUUUCGCUCUCCAGGUGAUGGAUUCCUUGUAGAUGCAAAGAUUAUAGGUGUUUCCCUAAUGGAAAAAAAUAAAUGCUAUUUAUGAAUGAAAUGAAAUGCUUUUCAAAAGACCUGUGCUAUUUGAGUAAUUCUUUGCAGUUAAAUCCUUGAAAUAUCUGCCCUUUAUUACUUGACGUAUUAGAAUUAAUUAUAGUUGUUGCACCUCAGGCCUUGCAAACAAAGAAGUGAACCCAGCUCAUAGUAGG